CUCUGUACUUUCUAUCAUCGAUCAUGGCCUCAUUCUUCGGUGGUGGUGCUGCCGGCGGCGGCGGUGGGAGCGGUGUUCAGGACCAGCAGCAACGUAAGGACCAGUUGAAGCAGCAGAUUCAGGUCGAACUCGCCACGGCGAAUGCGCAGAUGCUCAUCAACAAGAUGAACGAGCAUUGUUUCGAAAAAUGCGUCACCAAACCCUCUACCUCGCUCGGAUCCUCCGAGCAAGCUUGCCUCUCAAGGUGUACAGCUCUUUACGCCCAGGCGUUCGACCAUAUCUCGCAGAAAUACUAUCAACGAGUGAUGAAAGAGGCUAGUAGCACACCAGAGGCUUCAUUGGAAGCUCAGAGACUAUAGUGUUGGCAUAGGAGGAGAUAUGUAGCAUAAUUGCAAUAAAUUCGCAUGGAUAUCAUCGCUCAGUC
This is a messenger RNA of Kockovaella imperatae, 424 nucleotides long. RefSeq names its product Tim10/DDP family zinc finger-domain-containing protein. The record is from RefSeq and is a predicted model, not a curated record. The transcript is spliced from 4 exons. Bases 24 to 359 code for a protein of 111 amino acids. NCBI's taxonomy places the organism in Eukaryota, Fungi, Basidiomycota, Tremellomycetes, Tremellales, Cuniculitremaceae.